Molecule: messenger RNA, 1778 nt
Organism: Ostrea edulis (European flat oyster)
Lineage: Eukaryota; Metazoa; Mollusca; Bivalvia; Ostreida; Ostreidae
Product: neuronal acetylcholine receptor subunit alpha-3-like
Exons: 6
Coding region: 1-1341 (446 amino acids)
Biological process (GO): regulation of membrane potential; signal transduction; monoatomic ion transmembrane transport
Cellular component (GO): synapse; neuron projection; membrane
Molecular function (GO): neurotransmitter receptor activity; transmembrane signaling receptor activity; extracellular ligand-gated monoatomic ion channel activity
Source: RefSeq, a predicted model, not a curated record
AUGGAUGAAAAGCGCUCCAGUUAUGCGUCCUUCACAACUGCGAAUGCCAGCAACAUCCACAGCGCCAUAUUCAGCGCCUCCUAUAACUACUUAGUGCGGCCAUCAGACCUGGUCAGCGUUAACAUGGAAUUUGUGAUAUUCUCUGUUAAUGAAGUGGAUUUAAAGAAUCAAGUAAUAUCAUUGUCCGGGUGGCUGACAGUCAAAUGGCAAGAUGAUCGACUGAUAUGGACUCCAUCGUCAUAUGGGGAUAUCGACUUAAUUUACACGAAACCAUCCAAAAUCUGGAAACCGGAGCUUAUCAUUGAUAAUUCUGUAACUGGCAUGGAUCCCAUCGGUCAUGAUGAUCUGCUCUUCCGAGUAACAAACACCGGAGAAGUCCGCUGGGACCCGCCAGGACUCUACGACGUGCACUGUGAGAUUGAUGUCAGUUACUUCCCCUUCGAUUAUCAGACCUGCUACAUAGAGGUCGCUAGUUGGGUAUACAGCAUGGAUAAAGUGAACUUAACAAAGAUCCACGAUUAUCUGAACACGGAGGAUUACAACCAGAACGGUGAGUGGGAGCUGUACUCCACUUUCGUCCAGGAGUCCACGCUGACGGAAGACGGCGAAGUGUUCUCCUCUCUGGAUUUCGCCUUGAUUCUGAAGAGACGCCCCGGAUACUACUUGUCGCAGAUCAUAUUCCCAGUCCUGGUCGUCUCGCUACUCACCAAUAUAACAUUUCUGUUGCCGGCUGACUCGGGGGAAAAGAUUUCCUUCAUACUGACGGUCCUUCUCGCCCUGGCCGUGUUGCUGACCCUAAUUGGGGACAGUAUGCCCACGACGUCAAAUCACACUUCUAUUUUAUCCGUGUACCUUUCAAUGGUGUUGGCAGUAUCGGGUGUUGUGAUUCUCAUAACAGUCUUGAACCUGCGACUUUACCUAAGGGUUGACCAAAAAGACGUACCAAAGUGGCUCAAAAGGUUCACCAAAGCAGUAUUGCUUCCUAUUUCGUGCCAAAAGUCAAAGGUUGGUGAAAGUUCGAAGGUCGAGGUCCUAUCGAAACAGAACACCAACGUAGUACACGUUGAUAACCUUGAGGACGGCAACAUGUCUACCGUUAACAGCGACCCGAAGAAGAAAAAAACAUUGAAGCGAAUGAGUCAGAAAAAGCCAGAGGCGACAGAACAGGAUUUCUCAACCUCCAACGACGACGCUGAUUUCCCGUACUUAUGUCGUGACGUCUCGGGAUUUCUCGAUAUUUUCUUCUUUCUUUUCUUCAAUUUGGUGGUUGUCAUUCUGACCGCGAUUUUCAUGUUGAUACUUGUGUUUGGAUCAACGCCCCACUAUACUACAAAACACUAGUUACACGCACCUGUAAACCAGAGCGGUUAUAUUACGAGGUUUUUUUUCAGUAAUAGCUGUGAGGUUUAAAUUCAAGGCUUGUAAAUUUCCUGAUAUUUCCUUUGUACAUGUGUAUACUCAAUCUUGGUUUUUAUUUUUUGUAUAAGAGGAAACGGACUUUCAGAUGUUUUUUUUUUAAAUUAUCCAUCACAUUCGGUUGCCUCUAUAAAAGAAUUGGUGAUUUUUAAAGUUACAUUCCUGAGAAUAUAAAAUAUACACGAGAAAUUAGGUGGCCAGGAUACAUGUAGAUUUUUUAAGGACCUUCUGGUAAACAGACAACUCACAUGCAUGCAGUGGCAGUAGUAGUAACUUGAAACUUGAAUACAUUUUUGUACAGGGCUGCAGUGUGUCAUUCAUUUUUUAUCAGUAUGCAUAUCAAAUAGUGCGAAUGGGAGUUU